This is a messenger RNA of Pelmatolapia mariae (spotted tilapia), 2417 nucleotides long. It is a transcript of the gene irx6a, whose product is annotated as iroquois homeobox 6a. Gene Ontology annotation, cellular component: nucleus. Gene Ontology annotation, biological process: cell development; positive regulation of DNA-templated transcription; regulation of transcription by RNA polymerase II. The transcript has 7 exons. Gene Ontology annotation, molecular function: DNA-binding transcription activator activity, RNA polymerase II-specific; RNA polymerase II cis-regulatory region sequence-specific DNA binding. The record is from RefSeq and is a predicted model, not a curated record. Lineage: Eukaryota; Metazoa; Chordata; Actinopteri; Cichliformes; Cichlidae. Bases 314 to 1846 code for a protein of 510 amino acids.
ACUAUAGAGCCACAAAUAAUAGCACAAGCAGAGUCCAUAUCUUGGAAGACUUACGUUAUCCUUUAAGCCUCCUUCAGCUAACACAACAACAAUUUUUUUUGCACUUAAUGACGCUUAAUUUCAUUUCUUAUUGGGUCCUUGGGGGGAUUAUUCAUUCAUAUAAAACAAUCUGCAGCUGGUGUCAGCCUAAAGUCUCCCUCCUAUGAGUGAAGUCAUCUAUUAUUGAGCGAAAGGCCGUGCGUGGAAAUGUGUGUAAGACGGUGGAUUUGAAGUAGAAUUGGUUGCAAUCGAUCAAGGGUGAAGAAUAUUCCUGAUGGUAACAAAAGAAGCAGCUAUGUCUUUCUCGCAAUUUGGAUAUCCCUACAAUGCAACUUCACAGUUUUUCGUGUCGGCAAACCCCAGUACGACUUGCUGCGAUUCGAUUUCCAGGUCGGUCUCUGACGGGACAGGCAGCUCCCAGACUGCCGCUGCCGCCGCCGCUGCCUCCUUUUGCUGCCCGUCCUACGAGAACCGGCUCUUGGCAAGCAGCCGGACGGAGCUGAACGCAGCGCUGGGGAUGUACAGCUCUCCCUACGCCGCAGCGGCCGCAGCCAGCCAGAACUACGCCAACUACUUCCCCUACAGCACCGACCCAUCCGCUAUCUACUCCACUCUGAAUCCACAGUAUGACAUUAAGGACAGCACAGGCACUUUACACUCUGGCAUUACUCAAACUGCUGCGUACUAUCCUUAUGAUCACUCACUGGGACAGUAUCAAUACGACAGGUACGGGACAGUAGAUUUUAAUGGCACAGCCAGAAGAAAGAACGCUACACGUGAAACCACCAGCACUCUGAAAACAUGGUUGUAUGAGCACCGCAAAAACCCCUACCCCACCAAGGGGGAGAAGAUCAUGUUGGCCAUCAUCACCAAAAUGACACUCACUCAAGUAUCCACCUGGUUCGCCAAUGCCAGGAGAAGGCUUAAAAAGGAAAACAAGAUGACCUGGUCACCAAAGAAUAAGGCGAAUGAUGACAGGAAGGAUGACCUUAACAAGAGUGAGCAAGACGGUGUUACCAAAGAUUCUAAUGAUUGCAAGGAUGAAAAGGAUUUACAUCUGAGUGAUCUGGAGGAUAUGGAUGACGAUGACUGUGACAAGCUGGACAGUGACUGUGAAAAGGUGGCAUCGGAUGAGCAUGACCUACAGAGGACCAUGGCAGGAUCUGGAGCACCUCAAAAAAGAGACUGCAGCUCCGAACUACACCUGAGUUUAACUAACAGCUUUCACUCUUUCCCUUGUGCCAUCAAAAAUGUCACCACCCUUCCUCCUCUCCCGGCUGACUUCCUGGAUCCUGUAGUGUCCAAAGCACCCUCCUCAACCAGCCCAGCCGCAGGAACUGUGUCCCUGUCGCACUAUGAAGCUUCAGAUAAGCCACGGAUUUGGUCUCUGGCUCGGACGGCAGCUUCGGGGGUCAUUCUGAGCCCUCAGCAGCAUGGCUCUGAGCUGAGGACAGGCAACUCAACCGGGGACUGCCAGCUACAGAGCACCAGACUUAUCGGGGCUCCCACUGGACAAUGUGCAGGCAUUAGAGGCCUUCAUGAAUCUAGCAGUGUCACCAAUGUUGAGAGCCCCUUUUCAGAGGGCUCGUCCUUGCACUCAAAGGUCUAUGGCACUAGCAGCUAUGGUCCCAAGAACCUCCAACUUCACUGUUCAUCCUAUGCUGCACUCCCAGAUACAUGUCAGUACUCCACCAUUGAAGGAUUCUCCAGUGGCAAAGCAGAGACACAGUCAUCUGACCUCAGUGAAACCUGUGGGACCGUGCAGGGUGACAAGGUCACUGCAUUCAGACCAGUGAUGAAGAGGUGAAGCAGAUCGCUGGAAAUAUACCACAGUAACUAUUGGGACAUUUAUUAUGCACUAAAUGACACACCGGCCAACUAGCGGCCUCAGUAUGACACAUGGGAACUACCUGGCGCUGCUGCAGUGUGAGCUGUCAAACUGUGGACGUGGCUAUCAUUUUGCACAACAUUGUUUUUAUGGUGUUAAAGACUUUAUGCAAAAAAUCUAGAUGCAAAUGUGUGAGACUGGCCGAAUAAAAAAACGGCCGAAUUUGUGUAUGGCAAUCGUGUAGUGUAGCAAACUUAUUUAUUUCUUUACGUAUUUAUUAUUUUGUUAUGUCGUCUGUUGGUUAAUUAUUUAACGUGUUUAUUGGUUGACUUUGUAUCUCUUUUGAAUAUUUUGUUACACGUUUUUCAGUUUUUUGUGGCUUCGUGUCAUUUUGCCAGAUGUAAAAAGAGAAAAGCUUGUCGGACUCAAAGCUGGCUAUGAACGACUGGAUCCGCUGUGGACUUGGAAAUAUGUUUUGUCCCUGUGUUAAAAUGUGAGCUUCUCCUGUGUUUGCCAUUCAUGACAUCUUUUCUAACAAUACAUUUUUUCC